Molecule: messenger RNA, 1833 nt
Organism: Linum tenue
Lineage: Eukaryota; Viridiplantae; Streptophyta; Magnoliopsida; Malpighiales; Linaceae
Source: the annotation of a GenBank genome assembly
AUGGUAAUCACAGAUGAAAAAACAUUCAGAGAUGUGGAAAAGGAAGGGUUUAGAAGGUAUUCUAGGGCUUUGCGUCCAGAAUUUAGUAUACCUUCUAGAGUUACAAUUAGUAGAGAUUGUUUGGCAUUAUUUGAAGCUGAAAAACAGAAGUUAAAAAGAGUGAUAAAGACUCAAAGAGUGUGCCUAACAACAGACACUUGGUCUUCAAAUCAGAAUCUUAACUACAUGUGUCUUACAGCACAUUGGAUAGACAAUGAAUGGAUACUCCAUAAAAGAAUUCUGAAUCUUUGCACAAUUGCUAAUCAUAAGGGUGAAACUAUAGGACAAGCAAUUGAGGGUUGUUUGAAAGGGUGGGGUAUUCAUAAGAUAUUCACUAUAACAGUUGACAAUGCGAGCACUAAUGAUAGUGCCAUCAAGUACAUUGUGAGAAGAAGUAAAAAUACUGGUGGAACAGUAUUAAAGCAUGAAUUUUUGCACCUUAGGUGUUCUGCUCACAUCUUGAAUUUGAUUUUACAAGAGGGAAUGAAAGAAUUGGAUGAUUCAGUCAUUAAAAUUAGAAAUGUUGUAAGGUAUGUUCGGUCUUCUCCAGCAAGACUAUUGAUUUUUAAGAGAUGCAUUGAGAUGGAAGAGAUAAAAUUCAAAGGAUUAGUUGGUCUUGAUGUUGAAACUAGAUGGAAUUCAACAUAUGUGAUGUUGAGAGCAGCUGAACAGUUUGAAAAAGCAUUUGCAAGGAUGACUGAUGAAGAUUCUAAGUACUUAGGGUACUUUAAUGGUGAGGGGAAGAAAAAGAACAAGUUAUUAGGACCACCAAUGGAUGAUGACUUUGAUAAAGCUAGGUGCUUGCUGAAAUUUCUUGAGCUAUUUUAUAUGGUGACCUUGAAAUUUUCCAGCACAUUGAGUAUAACUUCAAACUUGUUCUUUCACGAGUUAAUUGCUUUGCAAGAUGAAAUGGUUCAUUUGUCAUCAAGUGAUGAUGCUAUGCUCAGAGACAAGUCCAUUCGGAUGAUGUCAAAGUUUAUGAAAUACUGGGUGAAUGUUGAAAAUCUUAAUCCAUUGUUGUAUGUGGCUGUUGUUUUAGACCCUAGAUAUAAGCUUCGGUAUGUCAAGUACUGCUUUGAGGAUUUGUACAAUGAAGCUCAUGCUAAACAACUUACUAACAAUGUGGAAAAGGUGUUAAACCGUUUGUAUGAUCAGUAUUUGGUUGAUUCUGGAAGUAGUGGUAAGGAGAAAGGGGUUGUUAGUGAAGGAGGAUCAGAUUCUACUACUAGUUUUGUUGGGGCUGAAAAGGAUCCAGCAAAGUUGAGACAAUUAAGAUUUGCAAGAGCAAUGGAAGAAAAGGACAGUUCUGGAGGAAAAUCAGAGUGUGCCAAGUAUUUAGCAGAACCUUGUGAGAAAUUGAAGGAUGAAUUUGAUAUAUUAUUGUGGUGGAAAGUUAACUCAUCAAUCUAUCCCAUUCUUGCUCAAGUAGCACGAGAUGUAUUAGCUGUUCCGAUGUCAACUGUGGCAAGUGAGUCAACUUUCAGCACUAGUGGGCGCAUUGUAGACCCUUCUAGAACAAGUCUUGCUCCAAUAAUGGUUGAGGCACUUGUGUGUACUCAAAAUUGGUUGCGUUCAAAGCCACUUAUAAAUGACUCAGAGGCUGUUCCACUCGAUGCUCUUUCAGAUCCAAAUGAAGAUCAAGCUAAUGGUAAUGUGCUGAUUUUUUUGAGUUAUUUCCUUACAUUGACUACUUUUCAUUUUGAAGUAGCUAACCAUUUCCCUUUUCUGCCAGACUUCUUGGAUUCAAGUCCAUUCAUAUUGACUGAAGAUGAUGGACUUAUUAUUGAUGCCUAG